ACUGCUGGGGCCUGCGACCAGUGCAAGGCAACGCAGGGCAGGGCACUCUACCCGGAGAAGCUGAUGACUGAAAUUGCCGUCUCCAGCAUGUCCUCGGAUCGUGGGCCUGGCGGGCACGCUUCGAAUUAGUCUCAAGUAAGGCGAUUCCAGGUUCCAUAUUGGCGGACCAAGGGAAUCAAUUAUUGGGAGCCAAUUGUCUCUGCAACAGACAAAACUGCAUUUCAAAGUUUGUAUCGUUGCUCCAUGUUUGAUGCCGCAUCCAAUGAUGACUUGAAUACGUCAGUUGAUUUUUUAAGUAGUCCACCCUAUACAUGCGGCACGAGCAUGAUUUUCGCUUGAGGUACGGGGAUGUGUGAGGGAGGUGGGAAGGAGGUCACUUUGUCUCGGCUCUUUAGGUCUCUUGGCUCCUGCAAUCAUGACGUGGCGGUGGCUGGCUGGGGAUUUUGGGGGUUUUCGCAGCCUGGGCGCGAUCCAUGCCCAUCAGGGCAGGUUCGCAUUUCUUUGACUUUUACCCUCUUCAAUGACCUUGGUGGCUUCGCCCCGGACUGGAAACUGUUGGAAGUCAUCACGACACUGACAGCCCCUUGGGCGUUGGCAACGGUAACUUUUGAUCGUGCUGUCUUGGCAAGAACGAGUAAAAUGCCAAGCCUCGCGGACGAGAACUCGACAGCUUUCCGCCGAGCCCAUCGUGGCCGCCGCUUACGAAUUUCCAUGAACGUGAGCGCAUGUUGCAGAGUGUCCGAGCUUAUGGCGACCUCGGAGCAUGUCGGUUGCCGAGCUUCUCGCCGUUUGCAGUGGUGUUAUAGCGUAGGGCAUUUGCGGGGAAAGACAGACACCCUUUGUGAAACCUUUGAUACUGAAGCAACACACUCUCCCCCAACAAAAUGCACGCCUACACCGAAAAACAGCUCUCCCGGUAUCUGGAGUAUAUCGGAUACCGUGGGGAUGCUCGGCAGCAUGCAGCCCAAGACCCUCUUGGGUGUCUGACGACCCUGCAAACCCUUCACACGGCCCGCGUGCCUUUCGAAAGCCUCUCGCUGCACUAUUCAAGACACCGGCUUUUGUCUUUGGACCCGGAGGACUUGUUUACCAAAAUUGUCGGGACUGGCAGGGGCGGCUACUGCAUGGAGGUCAACGCCUUCUUUGCCGCUGUU
Parathielavia appendiculata is the source of this 1154-nucleotide messenger RNA. RefSeq lists its product as uncharacterized. The transcript has 3 exons. Lineage: Eukaryota; Fungi; Ascomycota; Sordariomycetes; Sordariales; Chaetomiaceae. The coding region runs from base 349 to 987 and encodes 212 amino acids. The record is from RefSeq and is a predicted model, not a curated record.